AUGAUGAGAGGUGCAAGAGGGACUGAAUCGGCUAAUGGGAAGGAUAGAGAAGAGAUAAGGAGAGCUGCGAGAGGGUCUGAAAUGGGUUAUGGGAAGGAUGGAGGUGGUGGUGUUGGAGUGAAGAGAGAAUGGACGAGAGUAUCACAAAGAGCUUUGGUGGUUAUAAAGGACGAAGAGGAAGAAGGAGAUGAGGAGGACUAUAACAAUUUUAAAGAGUUGACUGAUAGUGAUGAAGUUGACGAUGAGGAUGAAGAUGAGAGCGAGGAGGAAGACAAUAUUGCUGAUGACGUGUUUGAGAAGGAAAAAGUUUUGUCUCAAUCACCCUCAAGCUCGCUUUGGAGAAGUGAUGCCUAUCUUAGUGAAAGCAGGUUUGUUCAAUGUUCCAUCUCUCCAUUGUCGAUGAAAGGACUUAAAGAUGCUGGAUAUGAAAAGAUGACUGUGGUACAGGAGGCAACUCUUCCUGUCAUUCUGGAAGGUCUGAGCACAAUCUAG
Fraxinus pennsylvanica is the source of this 492-nucleotide messenger RNA. The record is from the annotation of a GenBank genome assembly. Lineage: Eukaryota; Viridiplantae; Streptophyta; Magnoliopsida; Lamiales; Oleaceae.